AUGGCAGCCGCCGCGGUAGCUGCCGCGUCCGCGCCGGCAGCAUCAUCACCAGCACCGGCAUCCCCAGCACCAUCAUCAUCAGCAGCAGCAGCAGCAGCAGCAGCAGCACCCCCCGCCGGCGCCGCCGUCCCCUCGCCCUUCACCCCGCAGAAGCAAUCCUUUAUCGCCAUCGGCCUCGAAGGGUCCGCCAACAAGCUCGGCGUCGGCAUCAUCCAGCACACCCCCACGGCCACCACCGUGCUCGCCAACCUGCGGCACACGUUCGUCUCCCCCCCCGGCACGGGUUUCCUGCCCAAGGACACGGCGGCGCACCACCGCGCGCACUUUGUGCGGCUCGCGCGCGAGGCACUCGCCGCCGCCGGGCUGGAAGGCUCGCCAGAGGAGGCGCCGGCCGUCGACUGCGUGUGCUUCACGCAGGGCCCCGGCAUGGGCGGCCCGCUGACGAGCGUCGCCGUCGCGGCGCGCACCCUCGCCCUCCUGUGGGGGAAGCCCCUCGUGGGCGUGAACCACUGCGUGGGCCACAUCGAGAUGGGGCGGCACAUCACGGGCGCGGAUAACCCCGUCGUGCUGUACGUGUCGGGCGGCAACAGCCAGGUCAUCGCCUACGCGGAGCGCCGGUACCGCAUCUUCGGCGAGACGCUCGACAUCGCCGUGGGCAACUGCCUCGACCGCUUCGCCCGCACGCUCGCCAUCAGCAACGACCCCGCACCGGGCUACAACAUCGAGCAGCUCGCCAAGAAGGGCUCCCGCCUGCUCGACCUGCCCUACACGGUCAAGGGCAUGGACUGCUCCUUCAGCGGCAUCCUCGCCAGCGCGGACGCCCUCGCCGCGCAGAUGUAUGAGGCGGGCAGCGAAGAGGCCGCGGGAUUUACCCCCGCGGACCUGUGCUUCUCCCUGCAGGAGACCGUCUUUGCCAUGCUCGUCGAGAUCACGGAGCGCGCCAUGGCCCACGUCGGAAGCAGCCAGGUCCUCAUCGUCGGCGGUGUCGGCUGCAACGAGCGCCUGCAGGAGAUGAUGGGCCACAUGGCCCGCGAGCGCGGCGGCAGCGUGUACGCCACAGACGAGCGCUUCUGCAUCGACAACGGCAUCAUGAUUGCCCACGCGGGGCUGCUGGCAUACGAGACGGGGUACACCACACCCCUGGCAGAGAGCCAGUGCACACAGCGGUUUAGGACCGAUGAGGUCUACGUCAAAUGGAGAGACUGA
This is a messenger RNA of Purpureocillium lilacinum, 1206 nucleotides long. Its product is annotated as putative tRNA threonylcarbamoyladenosine biosynthesis protein kae1. The record is from RefSeq and is a predicted model, not a curated record. Gene Ontology annotation, cellular component: EKC/KEOPS complex; cytoplasm. Lineage: Eukaryota; Fungi; Ascomycota; Sordariomycetes; Hypocreales; Ophiocordycipitaceae. Gene Ontology annotation, biological process: tRNA threonylcarbamoyladenosine modification.